Messenger RNA from Cetraspora pellucida, 305 nucleotides. The record is from the annotation of a GenBank genome assembly. Lineage: Eukaryota; Fungi; Glomeromycota; Glomeromycetes; Diversisporales; Gigasporaceae.
AUGACUAAAAGAAAACAAAAUAAUAACUCAACUUCAAGUGAUACAGAAACAGACUCCAGAAAUUUAAGCAAUCCAAAACCAGGACGUCCACUAACAGGAGUUUGGAAAUGUUUUGAAAGAGGUGCACCCAAAGGCGAUGCACAUCUUGCUAAUAGCUGUAAAAAUAUUUCUGAAGAAUGGAAACGCCAUUUUAAUUAUAUUUUAGUCAACAAUUUGAAAGAUAUUCCAACUGAUGAACCUCUUUAUGGCAUGCCAAAUACUACUUCAUUUUUAGUUAAACAAAAAAAAGCAAAAUUAACUAAUUG